CUGACCUAUGUAUCAGUGUGUAUAUAUAGUAUAGGUAUCUAUGUCAGUUCUCAGUCGGUCUACACUGCACGAUGUCGACGUCGUGUGAUAGCAGCAGGGCCCGCGAUUACGACUACAGCGUCAAGGUGGUCCUGGUGGGAGAUCUAGGGGUGGGCAAGACGACGUUCCUCAACACGUUUCUAGACGGGAAAUAUUCUCGCAGUUUGCCGCACGACAGUCGCGCGUUGAGGGAGAAAAUAUUUCAAUACAAUGGCAAAAUAGUGCGUCUACAGAUAUGGGACACUGCAGGCCAGGAGAGAUAUCGCAGUUUGACGUCAUCGUACUACAGAGGGGCUCAUGGCUGCAUCAUCAUGUUUGAUGUCACUAACAAAUCCUCCUUUGAAAACGUCACAGCAUGGAAGCGAGACAUUCAUCAGUACUGUCACCACGACGACAUUGGAAUAAUUCUCGUCGGAACGAAGUCUCACAAGACUAAUCGAGAAGUGACUCGAGAGCGAGCCGAGGAUUUGGCCAGGUCGGCAAAGAUGCCGUACAUGGAAGUGAGUUCUGACACGGACCACGGCAGUGUGGAGGCGGUGUUUAACAAUAUAAUUGACAUGGUAGCUUCACACGCCCACCACGUAUACACGACGUCGUACUGCCACCAGAGGACGCUGCAGAAACCGCUGAAAAAGAGUUGGUGCUCAUGCUGAUGUAAACCACUAGGUGCAAUCUGGUCUUUCCAUCUUACUCGGGGCAGUCACAAGCAAAUCAUUUAUUGGUUCUAAAUAUUCUGUUUGUGUGCUUCCAGCGGACAUCUUUGAUUAAUCAGGUUUAUUGUAUAUCUCCACAAACAAAAACCUUCAAAAUGUAGCUUGGAGCAUUUUUUCACAACGUCAAAUCAUGUUUUUAUGAAACAAAUUGUGUACAUUAUAUGAUCACAAUUAUUAUACUCGAGUAUAUUACGUGCCGGGUGGCUAAUGUCAAGGACUGUCAAACGCCAAGCGAAUAGGAAGCCCAUCAGUACACUCUGUAUUGUUAUUACAUUACCACAGUGUUAUAUUCUUCUACACACUUGUAAUAAAAAAUGUUGACGUUCAGUGGUGCACAACCCCCGCCUAGAUCAGAGUUUAUUUAAACUAGAGGACACGAGAACAUGUCUAUUUGGGUCAAGAAUCCAGAGUGGCCCAAAGACUCGGUGAAUAUAUAUUGCUAUGAAGGCAAAAUCAAAUCACACUGAACAAUGUUGAUAAGAAUGCAGUCCACCAAAUCAAACGGUAUAGUCGACAAUGUUAACAAAGGGUACAUUCGACCAAAAACAAAACAAGUGUGCUUUCCACCAAAUAAUAUCACUUACUGAACAAUGUUAACAAGUGUAUAUUCCACCAAAUCUUGUGAUGUGAUUAUUAUUUUAAUUUUAAGUUUUUAAUCUGAACUGUUUUUAGAAGUUCCAAGGUUUUUGUUUUGUUUUCUUCUAAGGUUGUCAACAUUUGGUUGAGGAAGCGUUGAAAAUUUUACCUUGUGUUUUUAAACAAAAACUUUAUUUUUUAUCAUUCCUCCAAAUAAAAUCACAUAAUGGAUUAUGUUAACCAGGGUGCAGUCCACCAAAUAAAACCACAUAGUGGACAAUGUUAACAUUUCAUCAAAUCAAAUCUCAGUCAACAAUGUUAAGAGUAGCACAUCACCAAAUCAAAUCACUGUCGACAAAUCAAACCACGUAGUUGAUAAUGUUUAUAUAGAGAACAUUCCACCAAAUCAAACCACCUAGUUGAUAAUGUUUAUAUAGAGAACAUUCCACCAAAUCAAACCACGUAGUUGAUAAUGUUUAUAUAGAGAACAUUCCACCAAAUCAAACCACGUAGCCUAGUGGAUAAUGUUAAAGCCGCACACCCUAGUUCCAUCCAGCGAAAAUAAAUUAUAAUUUGGUUAAUCUACAAACCUGUAACACACUUAGAUCACGUUUUUAUCAAAUGGAGUGAAAAAGCAGGUUUUA
Molecule: messenger RNA, 1972 nt
Organism: Gigantopelta aegis
Lineage: Eukaryota; Metazoa; Mollusca; Gastropoda; Neomphalida; Peltospiridae
Product: ras-related protein RABD2a-like
Exons: 3
Coding region: 72-692 (206 amino acids)
Molecular function (GO): GTPase activity; GTP binding
Source: RefSeq, a predicted model, not a curated record